Capra hircus (goat) is the source of this 8201-nucleotide messenger RNA. It is a transcript of the gene TMEM245, whose product is annotated as transmembrane protein 245. Lineage: Eukaryota; Metazoa; Chordata; Mammalia; Artiodactyla; Bovidae. The record is from RefSeq and is a predicted model, not a curated record.
GGCAGCGGCAAAGGCAGCAUGGCCGACGAUGGCGGCCCUGAGGAGGCGCUCAGUUCGCCGGGCUCCCCGAGCCGGGCGCCGCGGGCUCAGCGUGCGGUCGGGGCAGCCAGCGGCGGCGGCGGCUGCGGGGAGACCCCGCGGACAGCGGCGCUGGCGCUGCGCUUCGACAAGCCCAUCAAGCAGGCCUUCUACAACACCGGGGCGGUGCUGUUCGUGUGCCUGUGCUGCGGCGCCGCCGUGCUCGUCUACUUCAUCCUGGAGGCCUUCCUGCGCCCGCUGCUCUGGGCCGUGCUGUGCGGCACCUUCCUGCACCCCUUCAAGAGCUCGCUGACGCGCCUGGGGCGCCACUGGCUGCAGCGCCUGCACCGCGCGCACACGCCCAUCGUGCUGGCCGCGCUGCUGCUGCCGAUCUGCUUCGCGGACUACGGCGUGGAGGCCCUGGGCGAGCAGGCGCUGCGCCGCCGCCGCCUGCUGCUGCUGCUGGGCGCCGGCGGCCCGCUCCUCUACGGCCUCUACAGCCUGGGCAGCUACCUGGGCGUGCAGGUGCUGCUGGCGCACGCGGGCGCGCUCAUCUGCAGCGGGCUGGACUACUUCAACAGCCUGUGGAUCUGGACCUUGGUAGUUGGCUAUGUGUUGGCUGUUUCAUUCAAGUGGAAUGCAAGCACUGAACGCUACUUGAGAGCAAUGUCAAUUCCUGUCUGGAUUAUAUUGCUUUUUCAUUUAGCAUCCUUGGCUGGCGCAUGGAGAAUUCCAGUAUUCCUGGUUAUUGUUUUCCUGAUGUCUGUGGGCACCCUCUAUGAAAAACAGAAUGGAAAAGAGUCUUCUGGAGCAGAGUUACCAGGACAAGUUAUCUCCAUGGCAGCUUCUACUCUAGCAACCUUGGCCAUCUCUAUCACAGGGUAUGAAUCAAGCACUGAGGACCACACCUCUACCCAGCCUGCAGAAACCAUGGACAGGGGAGAACCCCCUCCAGCACUGUCCUCAUCUUCUUCACCCACCUCCCCUACAACUCUGGGCAGACAGAGAUCUGAAGUUGGAACGUUUCUUAGGAAGAAGAGAACUAGUGACGUCUACUUUGUGUCUCUCCUCUGGGCCAUCGUCGGAGUCCAGAUCUGGUCAAACCUGUGGAUUGUACAGUUGCUGCCAGUGCCUAUUGCAGUCUGGGUACUCAAAAAGCUUGUUAUUCACUUUGGCGUUGUGAACUUCCUGGAGAAGCGCUGCGCUGUGUGGUGGGAGACCACGGAGCGCUUUCUGAAGGAGCGGCAGCAAGCCCUGGCCCCGUGGCCGAUCAUCGGGCUCGCGAAAUUCUUGUUAAAAGUUGAUAGCAAGCUCUGGCACUGGCUAAAUAAGAAGAUGAUCAUCUGGUUGGAGAAGAUGUUAGACAAAAUAAUUAGCAUUUUCAUCAUAUUUUUGUUAGUGAUAGGAACACUUCUUUUAGCCCUACUCCUGACUGCAAAGGUACAUCAAGAGAGUGUACACAUGAUUGAAGUCACAAGCAAUUUGAUUAAUGAAACUCUAGCAAAUCAUCCUGAGUGGGCAAAUUGGCUUCCCGAGGCUCAGGUUGUCCAAAGAGCCCUUAAUUCUGCAGCCAACAACGUAUAUCAGUAUGGACGAGAAUGGAUAACCCACAAGCUUCAUAAAAUUCUCGGAGAUAAGGUGAAUAAUACGGCCGUAAUUGAAAAACAAGUGCUAGAACUUUGGGAUAGGCUGUAUCAUUCUUGGUUUGUAAAGAACGUAUCACACUCUGGAAGGCACAGAGGGCACAAGCUGCACAUAAGUCGUCAGAAUAGCUGGCUGGGGGACAUUCUCGACUGGCAGGAUAUCGCUUCCUUUGUCCACGAGAACAUUGAGACAUUUCUUUCGAUCUUAGAGUCUCUGUGGGUCGUCAUGAGCCGGAACGUGAGUCUGCUCUUCUCCACCGUCACCACGCUCCUGACCAUCCUUUUCUACAGCGGGACUGCCCUCCUCAACUUUGUCCUGUCGCUGAUAAUUUUCCUGACCACACUAUUUUAUCUGUUAAGUUCCAGUGAUGAGUACUACAAGCCAGUGAAGUGGGUGAUAAGCCUGACACCACUAUCUCAGCCAGGUCCUUCUUCUAAUAUUAUUGGCCAGUCUGUGGAAGAAGCUAUCAGAGGGGUGUUUGAUGCUUCCCUCAAAAUGGCUGGCUUCUAUGGAUUAUAUACCUGGCUGACUCAUACUAUAUUUGGCAUCAAUAUUGUCUUCAUACCAUCAGCCUUAGCAGCAAUCCUUGGAGCAGUGCCAUUUCUGGGCACAUACUGGGCAGCAGUACCUGCAGUUCUUGAUCUGUGGCUUACCCAAGGCUUAGGAUGCAAAGCCAUCUUACUGUUGGUUUUUCAUCUCUUGCCAACCUACUUUGUAGAUACUGCCAUCUAUUCUGAUAUAUCAGGAGGUGGCCAUCCUUACUUGACGGGCUUGGCAGUGGCUGGUGGAGCUUACUAUCUGGGCCUGGAAGGAGCAAUCAUUGGGCCCAUACUUCUCUGCAUACUCGUGGUCGCUUCCAAUAUUUACAGUGCCAUGCUAGUGAGUCCCACGAACUCAGUGCCCACACCCAACCAGACCCCAUGGCCUGCUCAGACUCAGCGGACUUUCCGUGACAUUUCUGAAGACCUGAAACCUUCGGUAGACUGACUUGGUUUCCAACCGCAGUGAUUUCUCUAAGGAAAUUCAACCUUGACUGUGAGUUCAGCUCAGCUGUGGCCUCCUGUCCUUUCAGCCACGCCUGGCAAACAGAGCCCAGGACGAGACGCAGGAGCCUCCUGGCCUUCCGUACGGAAUGCCUGGACAAGAGAGGACUGGCUGUGGGCUGCUUUGCAUUUUGAAGCACAGCUUUAGAGCUCAGAAAUGUGAUUUACUCACUUAAGUGUUGCUAAGAUGGCUUGAAAAGUUUCAGUUUAUACACUGGUAUUGUGGCUUGAAAUUUUCCCACUUUGGUUAUCUAUAUUAUAAUACGUAUUUAUAACUUUUUUUUUAAGAGCCGUAAUCUACCUGCUGUAUAUAGUGUGACUUUCUCCUGUUUUAAGAAAUCUGUCCUUAAACUUUUCUACGACAGUCACUUUUCAAUGAAGAGGGCUUUCACUUUUGAGAAUAUUGUUGCUUGAGCAGGAAAAAUGAGUCUUCUCCCUUCUUCCACAAUGUAUGGUCCUCUCAUAAGAAAGAUCAAGUCUUCAGUGUAAGGGUGGGUGGCUUAUCUGAAGUUCAGUUAGUUGUAUGUUGCAACCAUAGGAGAAGAGAGACCGAAGCCCUUCCUCCCCUUCUCCCUCUUUCCCCUAUUACACUAUUGCCAAAUUUCUAAACCUUGGCUGACCACACUGAAAUUAGUUAAGUAUUAAGCUGCUAUUAAUGGUGACAAUAUGAUAGAAUUCAUGUUGUGAUUUUUUUUUUUUUCCUUUCCAAAUGUUUUAAGUAAAAAAAUCUCAGGGGCAGCAGUGUUCUGAUUUGUUAAAUGUCUCUGUUUUACCAUUUAGAAUUUGGCCAAUUAGUUACUAGCAUAAAAUUUUGUAUCGGUGUAGUAUUUUCCCAUCAUUUAGCACAGUGCCUUGCACACAGACUCUAGAUGAAUGCUUGUUGAAUUAAAUCGUGACUUUUAAAAUAUCUCAGAUAUCACAAUAACCAGCAUACUGCUCUACAUUUUACAAAAUCUUUUUGCACAUAUCAUUUCAUAGUCACUUCACAUCAGCUUUCAUACAGCUUCAUAUUAUUUUGUGUUUGACACAGAUGGGGAAGCUAAGGUUCAGAAAAGUGACCAACUCCAAGUUAUGAAGUUUAGUAAAAUUUGACCUCAGAUCUUUCUUACUCAACAGUCUGCCAACCUUGCUAUACUCCAGUGACUCCUUUAGUAUCUUUUUUAAUAUAAAUUUAUUUAUUUUAAUUGGAGGCUAAUUACUUUACAAUAUUCUCUUUUAGUAUCUUAACACAGUUUUUCCAGUGCUUUGAGGUAGAAUCAUGUCCUGUUCUAUUGCAUAGACUACAGUUAAUGACAGGGCUAGGACUAGAACCCAGCUUUUACCUUUGUGCCCUUUCCCUAUUGUAAAGCAACCUUCAGCCUCUUUCUCUGUCCCCAAAGGAGUAUUCAGUAUGGUGGAGAGAGGAUUCUUAAGUAACAAAGAUUUCCUUUUUGGGAAGAACAUUUAAAAGUAGAAAUCGUUUUUUCUAAAACAUUUUCUCAUUAAGAAGCAUAAUUAAUGAUAAUUACAUUAAAUUUAUUCUGAUAUUACUUAAGAAAAACUUGGUCUAGAAAAGAGGCUACUGCGAGGUCUUUGUCUAUACAAUAAACUAUAUGCAGAUCUCAUAUUUCCUAUGAAUCCUUCAACAGUUACAGUCUGAUAUUCAACCAAGUGCUGCAUUUGGCAUUGAAAGUGAAAGUGAAGUCGCUCAGUCGUGUCCGACUCUUUGUGACCCCGUGGACUGUAGCCCACCAGGCUCCUCCGUCCAUGGGAUUCUCCAGGCAAGAAUACUGGAGUGGGUUGCCAUUUCCUUCUCCAACAUUUGGCAUUAAUUAACUCAUUCUUUCUUUAAUCACUUGUUCAGACAUUCAUUCUGCAAAGCAUUGGUUGAGAGUUUCCCAAACUCUGGGUUCCAUGCUGGGCACUGUACAGGGUGCUGUAGGGGAUAGCUCAUAAGAAGGCCUUUUCUUACGUUAAAUCUUGGCCAGAUUAUGUGUAUUGCUAAAAUUAAAAAUGUUGCAUUAAAAGUUUUAAGAAAUCAGGUUUGUUUUUGUUAAUGAUAUAAUGAUAAGUUUACAGCUGUGAUUAGCACAUAUUUAUAAGAGGUAAAUAUUAUGCACAAUGAGUUAGUGUGCAUAUACAAAUUAUGUUCCUCCAAAGUGUUUUUAGCUCUAUAAAGUGAAAUGGUAAACAUAUAAACUUGAGGUUAAUACAUGGUUCUUCCUGGUCAUAAUUGUUAGUAUGAAUACUAGGUCUUUAGAGGGGAACUCUGAGCCCUAAGAGAGGAGUUUAGAGCUGUCAAAGUUGAUUCUGAUGUAGUAUCACCCUGAAAUAUCAAGAGCAGAGAUGCCCCAGACUACUACCCAGUCAUAUCAGGAAACUUGAACUGCCCCAAUGCUCCAUCCAGCAAGAUGAUCUCAGGAUUUGACCCAGAAAGAGAACAUUUCCCUAAAAGCAUAUAAUUGAUGAAGUAUACGUAGCUUCAGUAAAAACUAAGUACAGAAAUCCUAUCACAGUGUUCUGCAUUUUAUCACUUUAUUAAAGAUAAGUUUGAAGCUCACAUUCACUACUUAACUGUAAACUGAAUGGAGGGGAAAAAACCUCCCCACACAGUAUGCGCCUCUCUUUGCCGAGAGAGAACAGGGCAUAGGAUUUUCAGCAUAAACCCAUGCCAUGUAAGUCCAGCGUCAGUUCCAAAAUUUCGAUCACACUCUCUGUUUCUGGAAGUGAUCUCUGCCAGACUGCCUUAGAUACCAGUUUUAUUUAUUUUUAAGUUUGCAGGAAUUCUUAACACCCAUUUCCAUUAAAGGUGGUUAGCUGGCAGAGUUUUCCCUUGACUUUUGAGACUGGUGCAGAUUGACUCUUGAUACCCAAGAAAUGUUAUUUAAACAAACUGAGUAGCUUUGGAAAUAGCAGUUUAUUCCACUUGGCGGGCUUGCAGAUGAGGUCCUCUGGCUAACCUUGGUCUUAAUAAGAACCUGCUGUGACCCCUCUGGACUUUCUAGUACCUCUGGUUCCACUUUGGUUGUAUUCAGCGUUUCAGGAUGUGUCACUACAGAGCCAUAUUUACUCAGAAAUUCAGGCCAUGAGGCGUUAGCCUAGAGCAAAGUAAUGUCAGGUGAGCUCACCAAAGCUUUCAACCUCAAGGUUUAUAGGAAAAUUGCGGUCUCCACUAAGGGUCUUCCAAGACCCUUAUAAAAGUACUAGAGCAGGCAUUUUGCAGUAGAAAUAGUCCCUGGCAACAUAGUUCCAAAUGUUAGUUCCAGCCAAGGACAAGUAGUUUUUUGUUUUUAUGUAUUUCUUGUCUUUGCACAUUUUGCCAUCAAAAUAUAUUCAUUUCAUUAACUUAUGCACACAUGCAUGCUAAGUUGCUUCACUCAUGUCUGACUCUGUGACCCCAUGGACUGUAGCCUGCCAGCCUCCUCUGUCCAUGGAAUUCUCCAGGCAAGAAUACUGGAGUGAGUUCCCAUUUCCUCUUCCAGGGGAUCUUCCUGACCCAGGGAAGGAACCUGAGUAUCCUCUGUCUCCUGUAUUGUCAGGCAGAUUCUUCACCCCUACCGCCACCUGGGAAGCCCCAAGAGGAAGUUCAUUUCAGUUCAGUUCAGUCCCUCAGUCACGUACGACUCUUUGCGACCCCAUGUAUCACAGCACACCAGGCCUUCCUGUCCAGUGUUCAGUAAUUAUGUUUCAAAAUCUCAUUUUAUUUGGAAAUGACGUAGCUAUUCAAUAAACUUUCAUCACUUAGUUUAGUUACUCCAAUCUGGAGAGACUAUUUUAGAUAGACAUUCCUACUAAAGUAUAAUUAUUCUUAAUAGAGUUUGUCUGAAAGCUAUUGUCUCAUUUAUAUUUUUCUUUUUUAAAGUUUCUUCACUCGAGUUACUUUCCUUGUUGACAAAUUUAGCUUACAUUAACUUAAGAUCUGCAAAAAAAAAUACUCAUGCUAUAUGAAACCACUAAACAGUUAAUUGUUUUGAUAGUUUAAAAAUAAGAGAAUUAUAAACCAACAUGUUCUGUCUGCUUCCUGGAGUCAUAGAAAUUCUGUGCUAGAAUAGGCCUUAUAUAAUUAGGUGAUCCUGUCAUUUAACAGAGAAGGAAACAAGUCCAUAGGUUGAAGUGUCUUUUCUAACAUGGCGCCCGUCAGUGACAAUUCAGAGUAGAGUCAGUUCUUUUUUCUCUCAGUCCAUUGUUAUACUUCUUUUCCCUUUCCCUCCUAGUUGAGUUGUUGUUACCUCGGUAAGUCGUGUCUGACUCUUUGCGACCCCUUGCAGCUUGCCAAUUUUGGAAAAAAUGUGUUCCUUAUAGCAGUAGUUCCAAGGAAUGUUGUUAGAUGUUCUAAGUGAAUGAAAGUGUAUAUGGAGUUGGGGGAAGGGACUCUAUGGUAAGUUAAAACUGAGGAAUGCUGAAUUUGUUUCCUUUCUGAAGUAGAACUUCGAAGUGUUUUUAACAUGCUAUUAUAUAUUGUGAAUUUAUAAGAGGGGACAAAGACUCUGUUUACGAGACUUAUUUGACCUUAAACUACACCUUCAUCCUCUUUUUCUCAGAGCAUCUCAAAGAACUUGGGGUCCUUUGGGAAACAUGGCUCUCGAAUAAAAGUUUACAGCUCUUUUGGAAGACAUCCGUAAUAGAAUUCUGAAUGGCAGGCACAUCUGCCAUGUAAACUGUAAUAUAUCUCAAAGUUUAGUGAAAUACCAGAAAAAAACUGUAUUUGCCAUUCAGAGCUAUACAUCAAGUAUAGAGAUUCUUUUCCACCUAUGGUGUGUAAAGUCAGUAUUUGUGUUUUACUUUUGAAAGUUUUUCAAAGAUCAGUUAGAGUGCAGAUGCAGUGGUGAUAUAUUGAUAUGACAUUUUAAUAAUGCUUUUGUAUUGCACUUUAUAGGUUUCAGACUGCUUUCGUAACAACCCUGUGAGAUAGGCAGGCAUCAAGUAUUAUCAGAUCAAAGCUCAGAAAGGUUUUUUGUGAUCUUUCCCUUAAAUUUAUACCACAAAAUGAUGGAGCCAGAGUUCAGUUGCACAAAUUCUGACUCCAAAUCCAGAGUUCUGUACUCCACACCUGGUUUCUUACUUUUUAUUCUAGCUUUAUAUAUUACUCUGAAAGCUGUGGUAACAAAUUUUAAAACAUUGUUUUGGCUUAUUAUCAAAUACUGUUUUUAAUGGCAGUGACCCAGACAAUGUAACUCCAAUUGUAAUUAUUCCAAAGAAAACCCUUCUUUUGUGCUUUGCAGUGCCACUUGUCUAGGUGAUUGGAGUGUAUUUCAAAUACCAUUUGAUUUUGAAGCCAAGAUUCGCUAUAUAGUUGUUAUUGCUCAUGUAACUUGUGGCAAAUGUAUCAUCUCUGCAUUCUCAGGCAAAGUAGAGAUGGUUUGAAAGUAAAAAAGAUUAUUCAGAUAUAACCAUGUGUCUUUAUCCUCACAAAUGCUGUUUCUUAGCUUUAACUUGUUUUGACAACCUACUGAUGUAACAUCUUUGUAAAUGUAAAAAUAUUUAUAUUUUGAAAUAAAAUUACUAGUGUUGAAUGAA